AUGGUUUCCGCCUGUCCACUAGGCUUCGGUGGGGAGCCCGACUCUAUCCAAGCCCCUUAUAACGAAGGGGCGGCUAGGGAGGUUCCUGAGGCUACUCCGUUGUCUAAGGAGCGAGUAACCUCCACUAUACCUGGGGUGGAUGGUGAUAUGUUCAAGUAUCCUAGUGAGGAACAGUUUUAUAGGACUGUUAAGAGGAAAGGUCAUGCUGUUGAUGCUGCGGACAUGCGUACUGUUGUGGCCAUCCAUAACGCCGUCAAUGAGAGAGCAUGGCAUCAAAUAAAGGAGGUAGAAGGUCGGCUCCAUGGGAAAGAGUGUGCCAAAGAAGCACUACGGCUAGUCAAGUUCGUUGGUCGGCCAGGUGAGGUAUCCCCGAAGUCGCGAUUUAUGCGCUUGUUUGGAGGCUGGGCUGAGCCGUUCGAUCGUCAUGAUUGGUAUAUCGAUCGCUGCGGCACUACUGUGAGGUACGUGGUAGACUUCUACGAUGGGAAGCCGCCUGAAGAGACAGCUCAUUUGCCUCUUUCCCAACAACCAGUAUCGAUUUUCGUUGAUGCCAGACCCGCCAUCUCAUCGGUUGGCCACCUACGCACAGUGAAGACUGCCGCAGAUCACCAGAGCAAGAAAGAGGAAUCUACAAAUCUGACAACUACUACACGAGACAGUGCACCGGUGGCGAUGCUGCAUGGUCAAUCGUUGGCUACAACUCCGCCCAGUGGAUGUCAUCACGAACUAGCUUUCUCGGAGGACACCGAUGCUGAUUCGUGCUCCGACGAUUGCGGCUGGAUCGCCUGGUACUGUAGCCUAAAGGGACACGAAAUGUUCGCUGAAGUCGACGAGGAUUACAUCAGAGACGCUUUCAACCUGUAUGGUUUACGUGCUAAAGUCCAGUUCUACGAUCAUGCGCUGGAGAUGAUACUGAGUGAUGAACGACCCGAUGAAGAAGACCUCGCUGAUAAUGAUUUUCUGGAAAUUUACAGGGAAGCGGUUGACCUGUAUGGUUUGAUACACGCGCGGUAUUGCCUUACUCCUAGAGGCUUAUCUGUGGUGAAGGAGAAAUAUCUGCGAGGGGAUUACGGUACGUGUCCGCGCGUCUAUUGCAACGGCCAGCAUGUGCUGCCAACCGGAAGGGUGGGGGAGGAGCUGAGGGUUGAACCUGUGAAGCUGUACUGUCCUAAAUGCGAGCAGCUAUACGUCCCUCGGCAGAAGCAUGCUCACCUCGAUGGUGCUUAUUUUGGAGCAUCUCUACCUAGUCUGUUCUUCCAGACCUUGCCGAAGUUGAUCCCAGCAGAAGUGCCUGCAUACUUUGAGCCACGUGUGUUCGGUUUCAAAGUACACAAUAGACCAUCAGUAGUGUUGAAGAAACUCCAAAGUGACGUCUCCAAGGGCGCCUCAUAUAUCGACUUUCAAGGGUAUAGCAACGCGGCAGGUCAGCGAGGCGUACCAUGGUGUGGGGUCGAUGUUGCUUUAGAUUUUCUGGAAAUUUACAGGGAAGCGGUUGAUCUGUAUGGUUUGAUACACGCGCGGUAUUGCCUUACUCCUAGAGGCUUAUCUGUGGUGAAGGAGAAAUAUCUGCGAGGGGAUUACGGUACGUGUCCGCGCGUCUAUUGCAACGGCCAGCAUGUGCUGCCAACCGGAAGGGUGGGGGAGGAGCUGAGGGUUGAACCUGUGAAGCUGUACUGUCCUAAAUGCGAGCAGCUAUACGUCCCUCGGCAGAAGCAUGCUCAUCUUGAUGGUGCUUAUUUUGGAGCAUCUCUACCUAGUCUGUUCUUCCAGACCUUGCCGAAGUUGAUCCCAGCAGAAGUGCCUGCAUACUUUGAGCCACGUGUGUUUGGUUUCAAAGUACACAAUAGACCAUCAGUAGUGUUGAAGAAACUCCAAAGUGACGUCUCCAAGGGCGCCUCAUAUAUCGACUUUCAAGGGUAUAGCAACGCGGCAGGCCCGUACCCUUUCCCAGCGGAUCCGGCUGAUGACCAUCUAUUGAGCGAAGAAGAUUCACAAUAGAAUACUCAAGCAACGUCGCAUUGUCUGUCUCAUUGGGCUUGUCAGU
Perkinsus marinus ATCC 50983 is the source of this 2044-nucleotide messenger RNA. Its product is annotated as casein kinase ii beta chain, putative. Lineage: Eukaryota; Perkinsozoa; Perkinsida; Perkinsidae. The transcript has 22 exons. Gene Ontology annotation, cellular component: cytoplasm; protein kinase CK2 complex; mitochondrion. The record is from RefSeq and is a predicted model, not a curated record. Gene Ontology annotation, molecular function: protein kinase regulator activity; holocytochrome-c synthase activity. The coding region runs from base 1 to 1998 and encodes 665 amino acids.